AUGCACGAUCCGUUUGAACAUCCGGCUAUAAAAGACUACAUGCCGACCAAGCUGAAGGGCAAGACCUUUCGGAUAUGGGCGGAUGAACAGAAAUGGGACCGUCGAUUACGGACCAAUCCCUUCGGGAAGAGCCGAAACAAGAUUGAGCUUAAAAGUGCUGAGGACGCUCAAGUGAAAGAAAUCCGCCGAAAAGACCAGGAAGCCGGGCAAAGUGCCGCUCUUGCAUCUACCUCUCUCAUUGCCACUAGUGGUACAAUUUUCGAUUUUGGGAAACAGGGCAAUGAUGUGGUAACGUUCCUUACAGUUAUUAGCGGCUUGGUGGGAGUAUUGCUCUCAUCAAUGGAGAAUUCUCUACCUGUCGCGGUUUCUAUUAUAAUACACAACACCACCGAUACCGAUGCAGGCCUGAUAAACGUCGCAGUUGUAGGAUACGGAAAUAAGGUGCAGGCGCCCUUGGCAGUUCUCAGCUCUUUCAAUCUCCGAGCUACAAUGCGUUACCCCGAAGACGGGCCAAGCCUUUGUUACGGAAAGAUUCUCGGUGAUUUUGUCAACGUGAAAAAAGACUGCCGCAAAUGGCUGACCCACUGCUGCCAAAAUCAUGGAAACUCCUGUGCAAAGCCGGAUUGGUGUGCUAAGCUACCCCCGUCGUCGGGAAAGGACUUCAGACUGAUCGAUACUGCCGACGAUCUCAGCAUCAAGAUUGUACAAGUCGACGAUGUCAAGACAUCUUUACAAGGGUACACAAUACCGGAGUAUGCAGCCCUUUCGUACGUCUGGGGCGACGCAGGAGAGAACGCCAAGAAACUUCAUUUAUCGAAUGUCUCGCGUCUCAGUCAAGAAGGUCUUUCACCGGCCUUGGUAGCAAGGACAAUAUCAGACGCCGUCAAGGUCACCAAGCAGCUGGGUAUACGAUACCUGUGGGUGGAUAGUUUUUGUGUCAUCCAAGAAGACCGUAAUGGACCAGAUGACCCAAUAGCACGUCAAUCACAGCUUGAUCAGAUGGGCAGCAUCUACGGCCACGCAAUUGUUGUCAUUGUUGCGGCCGGUGGAGAAGACGCUGAGGCAGGUCUGGCAGGUAUAACAAGCUCCAGGAACACUAAGCAGAUUGCGACGGAGGUCCGGCCGAAUAUCAACAUCUUGUUCCCCAUCCAAUACGACCGAUCGUACGAAAAGUGGGACACUCGGGCGUGGACACUGCAGGAAAAGCUUCUAUCAAAAAGGAUGCUUGUAUUCGAUAAGAAUUCUGUCAGUUUCCAUUGCAACGACGGCGUCUUGCGGGAAGACAUGCCAGCAAGUUAUGCCGACAACGACCCCCCUCAGAUGACCCCCGUCUUUCGGGACUCCCAGAUUGUGGCAUCAGCCAAGUGA
Grosmannia clavigera kw1407 is the source of this 1368-nucleotide messenger RNA. RefSeq names its product heterokaryon incompatibility protein. Lineage: Eukaryota; Fungi; Ascomycota; Sordariomycetes; Ophiostomatales; Ophiostomataceae. The coding region runs from base 1 to 1368 and encodes 455 amino acids. The transcript has a single exon. The record is from RefSeq and is a predicted model, not a curated record.